GCCGGAUCUGUGACAUAUAUUUUCUCUGCUAGUUUCUGUAAAUACGUUUUGGCACCCGAACAGCAGCUUACACAUAUUAACCCUUCCCGACCUUCCUUAACAUCAUACCAAGUUCUCUCCCAACUUCUGCCUCCUCGUAUUUAAAUCCUCCACUAUUGAUUAAUGGCAGAGGAUAUUGAUAUGCACAACCAUAAGUCCAGCGCCUCUCCUGCUCGAGAGCUGCCCCACACAUCAUCUCCGAAUUCCCGAAAGCGGAAAACCCCUCCAGAACGGGGGGAUUCAGCUGACGCUGAAGGCGAGAGCGUAGACGACUCAGUCGCCGUUCCGAAAGGCGAAUAUGAAACAGGUCGUGUCAUGUGCGAAGUUUGCAGCGAGGGCGUCUCAUUUCGUGAUGAAGCAACCGGCGGAUUUACCCUGAAACACUGGGACGCCCAUCGCCAACAAUGUGCCAACACCACUCAGGCCGUGCCCGAGCCUGUCAUCUAUACGCCGGAAAGUACGGCCGAGGCUCUCGCUAAUCCUCCCGCCAAACGGCGGCGUGCCAAGCGCACUGAGGAGGAACGCAUCGACUACCUCAGGGCUGAUCCUUACGUCGCGCAGUUUGAAGCAUAUCGUGUAUUAUGUGCUUCGUGUGACAAGUGGAUCCGGCUCCGUCCUAAUUCCACGUAUUGCUCAAUACCUUGGGAUGCUCACCGCAAGAGUUGCUUGUCAAAAAAGAUUAACAACAAGAAUGGUUGUGCCCUCGAAGAGAGAAAUUCAUUGCUCUCCAAAGACCCGGACGUCCGCAAGUUUGACGCCGAGCGUGUCUUGUGCAACACUUGCGACCGUUGGAUCCAAGUCAGCCCUGAAAACCACAUGCAGGCGGUCCAAAAGUGGCUGCACCACCGGUCGUCCUGUCAAAAGGGCGCUGGACAAUCUUCUGGAUCUCAAGCGGAAGCUUCAUCAUCUCAGCCACCACAAUCUGAUCCCGUAGCCCGAGAAGGUCAACCUGACCCUGGGCAUGUGCCUGCAGCUGCCAGGCAUCCCCCUGAUUCUCCAGUCCACGGAAAGGCCCCCAUCCCGUCGGCAACACCUGGCUCACCGUCUUCAUCCUUUAAGGAUUUGACGCCCACCAAUUUUCCAGCUCAUGAGUCUCGACGUCGCAACGCCGAACAACGAGCGGCAACUCUCAAGGCUGAUCCCCUGGUUGAAGAGGUUGAACCGAACAGAGUCUUCUGUUCUCUUUGUAAGAAAUGGGUUCAGCUUCGACAGGACAGUUCUUACUGCGCGUAUCCAUGGAUACAGCAUCGGGGGAAAUGUCUAGCCAGACAUCAGAGACGAGCUCAGAAAGCUACAGAAGUUGCUGAGAUGAGAGCGAAAGGCGGCCCGUCCCAUCCUGAUGACGGAGUCCUAUCAGACGAGGAUGCAUCUGCUGAAGACGAAUUGGAGUCAGAGGAGCCGUAUGAUAUUCAUGACCUAACCACAGAUGACAAGCGCAAAGCUAGGAUUUCGGAUUUUCGGUCUCUCCACACUACGAAGAAACAACGGUUGGACACUGGCAGCAGCCGCAUUGGUUCCGCAUGGGCUGGACUUGAUAAUACGUCCACUGUCAAGAGGUCGUCGCAAAGCGUCCGCUCCAUCCGCCCAAAGGGAAGAGCUGAUAGCGACCUUCAUGCACCGUUGACGGAUGCCUCCGGGUCGCCGAGCCGCCUGAACCGUCGCCUUGCGCUUGGUUUUGCUGACUUAGACACCGUUCCUGGACGGAUGGAUUUCAUUUUCUCGUCAAUCGCAUACCUAUUUAUGACCACUUAUGAAAGCACGGAUGACAUGACCAUAUCUUCCCUGUUGACAUACUUGAACUCUGCUAUACCUGCCGACAAACACGAGGACUUUGACACAGCCGAAGUCGUCAAAGCAGCGGCCGCCUUGCAGGACCGUGGUGACAUCAUUUUUGAAGGCGAUAUGUUGCGCCUUCCGGAAUAGCCGGUGAAUCCGGACGCUGAGUAUUUCCAAUUCUUGUGCAUAUAUGUAUACCUAUUGUCUCGUUCCACAUUUCUUGGACUUCCACUCCACUGUCAACUCACUGUUAUCUAUUGCUAGUUGCGCGCCCAUAUCCAUCCCCAUGCUUCGCGCUGAUUUUUUGUUCACCCCACCAACGACAAUCGCAUCGAAUGUGUAUCUACCGUUCAUACCACCGACCUCUUGUAUCAUUGCUAAUUUUCUUGAACUGCGAUGCGCUGUAUGCAUCACAUACCGAUU
Messenger RNA from Suillus paluster, 2238 nucleotides. RefSeq lists its product as uncharacterized. The coding region runs from base 163 to 1962 and encodes 599 amino acids. NCBI's taxonomy places the organism in Eukaryota, Fungi, Basidiomycota, Agaricomycetes, Boletales, Suillaceae. The transcript is spliced from 8 exons. The record is from RefSeq and is a predicted model, not a curated record.